AUGAAGCAAGCAGCGAGGGUGUGGUAUUUCCUUGCGACGGAGCACCUCACCACCCUAGGAUUCAAGAUCUCGCCGUACGAUGGCGGAUUCUUAUAUCACCCUACUCGCAAGAUCUACCUGACCUUGCACGUCGAUGACUGUCGGGUAACAGGACCCCAAGAACAGCAAUCGGACUGGGUACUGGCAGAGAUUUCAAAAAGGGUUGAGACAAAGGAUGUCGAAGAGAACAAGCCCUACCUUGGGAUGGAAGUGAGACAUCAAGCGAACGGCGACUUAGCAGUUACCCAGAACUGUUAUAUCGAUGAGAUUCUUGAGGAUUUUGGAAUGGACAAGGUCAACCCGGCCAGCACGCUGAUGGUGGCCGGCAUGCGCCUGGAAUUCUUGCCAGAUGAAGAUAGCGGAUUAGAUGAUGAUUUUACUGCUACUAGAUAUCAUCAAGGUUUAGGAUCACUGCAGUAUUUGCAUGUUCUAUGCUACAUCAAGAAAAUGAAGGAUCACGGUAUCCUAUACAAGAAGGAGGUGGUUGAGGGACUCAAUUCUGUUGUGUACAGUGACUUGGAUUGGGCAAGGGCGGACCCUCAAUACAAGUCAACUACAGGUUAUGUUAUCCUGCUAAACGGAGCAUCAAUCUCGUGGCAGUCGCAACAGCAGACCUUGAUUGCAAAAUCAACCACUGAGGCAGAGUAUAUCGCGGUGAAAGAAUUGAGCAAAGGGGGGCCCCGGGCAGCAGAGCAUUGGCGGCGCCGUAGCACGGGGGCGUGUUAUAGCAGUAUUAUUCAUUAA
Molecule: messenger RNA, 783 nt
Organism: Histoplasma mississippiense
Lineage: Eukaryota; Fungi; Ascomycota; Eurotiomycetes; Onygenales; Ajellomycetaceae
Exons: 4
Coding region: 1-783 (260 amino acids)
Source: RefSeq, a predicted model, not a curated record